AUGGACCAGCCAGGUGAGAAGAAGACGGCUGAGUCCAGCAAGUCCAUGGACACACUGGACUCUUUGAAUUACGGAAAGCAGCUUGAGGAGGUCCGCAUUUCCAAUACGCAGCACAACGCAGGACAAACGGGCGUGGACGUCACAGCGGCGGAAAAAGAAUUCUCGGAAUUAAACCGCCAGUUCUCUAGCAUCUCACACCAAGCCCAUAGACUGUCUACUCAAGCAUCUCGCGUGUCAAAAAAUGGAGCGACCACACACGAUAUCGAGAAGGCAGAGGGAUCGACUCAGUCGGACGAUUCGUGGGACUUGGAGACAACCCUUCGUGGUGAUCGUGUUGCGGCAGAAGAAGCUGGGAUCAAAGACAAGCACAUUGGUGUGAUUUGGGACAAUCUCUCAGUCCGAGGCAUGGGAGGUGUCAAAACAUUCAUCAAGACUUUCCCAGAUGCAAUUGUCGAUUUCCUCAACGUCCCCGGGACAAUCAUGGAUAUUUUUGGAUGGGGAAAGAAAGGCGAAGAAUUCAAAAUCCUUGAAGGCUUCCGAGGCCUGACACGUCCGGGAGAGAUGGUAUUGGUACUUGGACGCCCUGGGUCGGGUUGCACGACUUUCCUCAAAGCAAUCGCGAAUCAACGUUUUGGAUAUACUGGUGUGGAUGGCGAGGUACUUUAUGGUCCCUUUGAAGCGGAUGCGUUUGCGAAGCGAUUCCGAGGCGAAGCGGUCUACAACCAAGAGGAUGAUGUCCACCAGCCUACACUUACCGUGAAGCAAACCCUUGGGUUUGCGCUCGAUACGAAGACGCCUCGGAAACGUCCGCUUGGGGUUUCAAAAUCCGAGUUCAAGGAGAAAGUGACCGACUUGCUUUUGAAAAUGUUCAACAUUGAACACACGGCUAAUACCGUGAUUGGUAACCAGUUUAUUCGCGGUGUCUCUGGAGGUGAACGACGUCGAGUUUCCAUUGCCGAGAUGAUGAUCACAUCUGCCACUGUCCUGGCCUGGGACAACAGCACACGAGGUCUUGAUGCUUCUACUGCUCUCGAUUUUGCCAAAUCGCUAAGGAUCUUGACCAACAUCUACAAGACCACUACAUUUGUGUCUUUGUACCAAGCAUCUGAGAACAUCUACAAGCAGUUUGACAAAGUCCUUGUCAUUGAUCAAGGUCGUCAAGUGUUCUUCGGCCCUGCUUCCGAAGCACGAGGAUACUUUGAAGGCCUCGGAUAUCGUGAAAAGCCUCGCCAGACUACCCCAGACUAUCUGACAGGCUGCACUGAUCCAUUCGAGAGAGAAUUCAAAGAUGGAGAAAGUGCCGAAAGCGUUCCAUCCACACCACAGACAUUAGUCGAAGCCUUCGACAAAUCUAUUUUCAGCGAGAGAUUGGACCGGGAAAUGAAGUCCUAUCGGGCCCAGAUUCAAGGAGAGAAGCAGAUCUACGAUGAUUUCGAGCUGGCCAACAAGGAAGCCAAGCGCAAGUUCACUUCACAAUCUUCCGUUUACUCUAUUCCCUUCCAUCUGCAGAUUUGGGCCUUGAUGCAGCGCCAAUUCCUCCUAAAGUGGCAGGACAAGUUUGCUCUGACGGUCUCCUGGGUUACCUCUGUUGGUAUUGCCAUCAUUUUGGGAACCGUCUGGCUCAAUCAACCCAAGACGAGCGCCGGAGCCUUCACGCGUGGAGGUCUUCUUUUCAUCAGUCUACUGUUCAAUGGUUUCCAAGCGUUUUCUGAGCUGGCCUCGACCAUGCUAGGUCGCUCGGUUGUCAACAAGCACCGGGCUUUUACAUUCUACCGACCAAGUGCGUUGUUCAUCGCACAGAUCAUCAUCGAUACUCUAUUCGCCGUUGCACGAAUCUUGGUGUUCAGCAUCAUCGUGUAUUUCAUGUGCGGACUGGUUCUUGAUGCCGGUGCAUUCUUCAUUUUCGUUCUUAUUAUUCUCGAGGGCUAUGUGACAAUGACCGUAUUCUUCCGUACUGUUGGAUGUCUCUGCCCCGAUUUUGACUACGCUAUCAAAUUUGCAUCCGUCAUCAUCACGUUCUUUGUGUUGACCUCUGGAUAUCUUAUCCAAUGGUCCGGUGCUCAGGUUUGGCUACGAUGGAUCUUCUACAUCAACCCCUUUGGUCUUGGCUUUGCCUCUUUGAUGGUCAAUGAGUUUAGACAUCUGACUCUCACAUGCACCAAAGACUCGCUUGUACCUACUGGUCCCGGCUACGGAGACAUCGCCAACCAGGCGUGUACUCUGGCAGGUGGUGAGCCUGGAUCGGCGAUCAUCCCUGGUUCCAGCUAUCUUGCCGACACGUUCAGCUACUUUGGCGGAGAUCUGUGGCGGAAUUUCGGCAUUAUGAUUGCUUUGAUUGUUGGAUUCCUCGCAUCAAAUCUUUAUUUCGGAGAAACACUGUCAUUCGGUGCAGGCGGCAAGACUAUCACUUUCUUCCAAAAGGAGAACGACGAGCGCAAGAAGCUCAACGAAGCACUGAUGGAGAAAAAAGAUCGCAGACAGAAAAAGACUCUCGACGCCAAGGAAGAGUCAAACUUGAGCAUUACCUCCAAGUCUGUUUUCACAUGGGAAGAUGUUUCUUACGAAGUGCCGGUUCCGUCUGGCACUCGACGCCUCUUGAACUCGGUAUACGGUUAUGUUCAGCCCGGAAAGCUUACUGCGCUGAUGGGAGCAUCUGGUGCAGGCAAGACGACCCUGCUGGAUGUUUUAGCUGCGCGAAAGAACAUUGGCGUUGUCACCGGCGAUAUCUUGGUAGACGGAAAGCCACCGGGUACUUCAUUCCAGCGAGGAACGUCCUACGCCGAGCAAUUGGAUGUCCAUGAAGACAUGCAGACAGUGCGCGAAGCUUUGCGUUUCUCUGCAGAUCUUCGCCAACCAUUCGAUACACCUCAGUCGGAAAAGCAUGCCUACGUGGAGGAGAUCCUGAGUCUUUUGGAGCUGGAAAACUUGGCAGAUGCAAUUAUUGGCACUCCAGAGACUGGUCUCUCAGUCGAGGAGAGGAAACGGGUGACUAUUGGAGUUGAGCUUGCAGCAAAGCCUGAGCUUCUUCUAUUCUUGGAUGAGCCUACUUCCGGUUUGGACAGUCAAUCCGCCUGGAAUAUUGUGCGUUUCCUGCGAAAGCUCGCAGCUUCGGGCCAAGCUAUUCUUUGCACUAUUCAUCAGCCGAAUUCUGCUCUCUUUGAAAACUUUGAUCGACUCUUGCUCCUCCAACGAGGCGGCGAAUGCAUCUACUGUGGUGAUAUUGGGACCGAUUCCGAGAUUCUUCUUGACUACUUCCGCCGUAAUGGAGCUGACUGUCCCCUGGAUGCAAACCCAGCUGAGUGGAUGCUUGACGCCAUUGGUGCCGGCCAGACACGCCGCAUUGGAGAUCGUGAUUGGGGUGAUAUCUGGCGUGACUCCCCCGAACUGGACCAGGUCAAAGAAGAGAUCAGACAAAUCAAAGCAGCUAGAUCCCAGGCUGUUCAAGAGGACACCAACGAGAACAAGGUGGAGCGCGAAUAUGCUUCCCCUCUCUGGCAUCAGAUCAAGGUUGUCGGUCGACGAACCAACCUAUCUUUCUGGCGUUCAAGGAACUAUGGCUUCACCAGGCUUUACACUCAUGUUGUCAUUGCCAUCAUCACCGGUCUUGUAUUCUUGAAUCUCGACGACUCCCGCUCUUCACUGCAGUACCGUAUCUUCGUUAUUUUCAACGUCACUGUUCUCCCAGCAAUCAUCCUCCAGAUGGUCCAGCCACGCUAUGACAUGGCCCGACUCAUCUUCUACCGCGAAUCAGCCUCAAAGACAUACAGCCAGUUUGCCUUUGCUCUGUCAAUGGUUAUCGCCGAGGCUCCAUACAGUCUCCUAUGUGCAGUCUGCUUCUUCCUCCCGCUUUACUACAUUCCAGGAUUCCAAAGUGAAUCCAGUCGGGCCGGUUACCAAUUCCUAAUCAUUCUCAUCACCGAGAUGUUCUCCGUCACGCUAGGCCAAAUGAUCUCAGCAUUGACGCCGAACAGUUUCAUAGCAUCCCAACUCAACCCCCCAAUCGUCAUUAUUUUCUCACUGUUCUGCGGUGUCGCAAUUCCAAAGCCUCAAAUGCCAGGGUUCUGGCGCGCCUGGUUAUACCAGCUCGAUCCGUUCACCCGCUUGAUUGGCGGAAUGGUCGUGACGGAGCUCGAGGGUCGGGAUGUUGUCUGUGCGGAGUCUGAACUAAAUCUGUUCAACGCCCCAUCCAACCUCACCUGCGGUGAAUACAUGAAACCGUUCUUUGAAGCUGGUGGAAAUGGAUAUAUCGUCAAUAAUGCUACACAGACUUGCAAGUACUGUGCCUACAAGGUUGGAGAACAAUUCUAUGCUGCUUUCAGCAUGUCUUUCGAUAACAGGUGGCGGGAUCUGGGUAUAUUCGCUGCUUUCAUUGGUUCUAACCUGAUCAUUCUUUUCUUGGCUUCGCGCUACUUGAACUUCAACCGACGUUAG
Penicillium brevicompactum is the source of this 4431-nucleotide messenger RNA. RefSeq names its product putative ABC transporter. The record is from RefSeq and is a predicted model, not a curated record. Gene Ontology annotation, cellular component: membrane. NCBI's taxonomy places the organism in Eukaryota, Fungi, Ascomycota, Eurotiomycetes, Eurotiales, Aspergillaceae. The transcript is spliced from 4 exons. Gene Ontology annotation, biological process: transmembrane transport. Gene Ontology annotation, molecular function: ATP binding; ABC-type transporter activity; ATP hydrolysis activity. Bases 1 to 4431 code for a protein of 1476 amino acids.